Molecule: messenger RNA, 1083 nt
Organism: Pochonia chlamydosporia 170
Lineage: Eukaryota; Fungi; Ascomycota; Sordariomycetes; Hypocreales; Clavicipitaceae
Product: alcohol dehydrogenase
Exons: 4
Coding region: 1-1083 (360 amino acids)
Molecular function (GO): oxidoreductase activity; zinc ion binding
Source: RefSeq, a predicted model, not a curated record
AUGGCAAUUCCACAAACCCAAACGGCGGCAACCGUACCUAAACUCGGCGGCGGCGUAGUCUUUGACAACAACUAUCCAGUUCCAAAACCAGGUCAAAAUGAAGUGUUAGCCAAGGUUCUAUACUCUGGCGUCUGCCAAAGCGAUCUCCACACUCAAGCCGGAAUCGCGUCAGGCCACGACGGUAAACCCAUUGUCAACAUUAAACUCCCCCACGUCGGAGGACACGAAGGCGUCGGUCGAAUUGUUUCCUUAGGCCCUGGAGUCGAUGAAGAUAUCAAAGUCGGUCGCUUCGUGGGCAUUCGGUUCGCCAGUCGCAUCUGCAGGCGGUGCGAGUUUUGCCUCGCCGGCACGGAGCAGUAUUGCACCAAGAGCACGAACCACUUGCAUCACGAAGAUGGCAGCUUCCAAGAAUACAUUGCAUUAGACGCAGGGUAUUUGACGCUGUUGCCGGACGAUAUUGACCCUGUUACCAUUGGGCCGGUGCUCUGCGCGGGAUUAACAACCUACAAGGCUGUGAAGAACGCCAAUGUCAGAGCUGGCCACACAGUGGUGGUUGUGGGAGCCGGCGGUGGUCUCGGCCAUUUAGCAGUCCAAUACGCAUUAGCUCAAGGCGCAAUCGUGAUCGGCGUCGACGGCGGCUCCGAAAAGGGCGACUUCAUCAGGUCACUCGGCGCAACACACUACAUCGACUUUACAACCACCGAUGUCGUCGGCAAAGUUGUCGAGCUUACAAACGGGGUCGGCGCCAACGCUGUCGUUGUCACGGCGGGUAACGUGAAGGCCUUUGUGUUGGCUGCCGACAUGUUGAAAGUCGGAGGAACUUUAAGCUGUGUGGGUAUUCCGCCUGAGAAAGGGUUCUUGGAAACGCCGAUCAGCAGGAUCGUCAUUAAGGGUUUGCAUAUAACGGGGAAUCUGGUUGGAUCCCUCAAAGAAUGCUUGGAAGCAGUGGAUCUGGUGAGAAGGGGUGUCGUGAAACCCAAAGUUGUUGUGCGGCCGUUUGAAGACUUGCCCGCUGUGUAUGAAGAGCUGGAAAGGGGAGAUAUCACGGGCAGGAUUGUGCUCAAGAUUGCAAAGGACGAAUAG